Molecule: messenger RNA, 2148 nt
Organism: Rotaria sp. Silwood2
Lineage: Eukaryota; Metazoa; Rotifera; Eurotatoria; Philodinida; Philodinidae
Source: the annotation of a GenBank genome assembly
AUGACAUGCAAUAUUAUUGUCAGUCGUCAAGAAUCUGAAACUUUGUCACAACAAAAUGUUCCGUCUAGCAAAAAUGUCGAAGUAAUUAGUCGUAAUAUAAAUCUUGAAGAUUUUACUGUUAUUUGGCUUGAUGCUAGCGUUAAUAAAUCGGAAGACUGUCUAAAUACUACAGCGCAAUUACGCAGCGUUAUUAAUUAUAUAAAAACGUUUGAUAAGAUGGAUGAAUGUAUUGACUGUAUAUACGAAUAUUAUACAGAGAAAAUAUUUUUUAUUAUCUCUGGUGCGCUUGGUGAACAAUUGGUGCCAGAUAUACAUGACCUCCAACAAAUUCAGUACAUAUAUAUAUAUUGUUUAAAUAAAGAUAAACAUGAACAAUGGGUGUCGAAUUAUCCUAAGAUUCAAGGUGUAUUUACUGAUAGAAAUACUUUAUGUUCUACAUUAAAACAAAAUGUUAUUGAACAAACAAGAAAUGCUGAUGUAAUUGAAAAUUCACUGCGUAAUUUAAAUGAAAACAGUGCCUCGUUAUUAUGGUUUGAAGCACUUUUAGAAGUUCUUAUUCGAAUGGAAUAUGGUAACAACGAUAAAGCAGAUAUGAUUGAACAAUGCCGCUCGUACUAUGCUGAUAACGAAUCAGUACUAAAAAAUAUUGACGAAUUUGAUCAAUGUUAUAAGUCUGAAAAUGCCAUUUCUUGGUAUACACGUAAUUCAUUUGUUUUUCGACUGUUGAACAAAGCAUUUCGAACAGAAAAUAUUGAUAUUGUAUUUAUUUUUCGUUUUUUCGUCAAAGACUUAUACAAACAAUUAAAAGUAUUACACGAAGAUUUUUUAAAAAUUUUGCAAGAAUCGGAAGUAUCUAAUAUUAUUGUCUAUCGUGGACAAUUUAUGGUUAGUAAUGAAUUGCAGUUGCUCAAGGAAAAUAUUAAUGGUCUUGUUUCAAUGAACACAUUCGUAUCGACAUCAAUGGAUAAGGAAGUGGCUGAAAUAUAUGCUGGUGAUGGUUCACGUAGACCACAGUUCGAAUCUGUUCUAUUUGAAAUCAAUAUUGAUAUGACCAUUCUCACCAAACCUCUGGCAAAUAUACAAGAACAUAGUUAUUUUAAAGAUGAAAAUGAAAUACUCUUGCCAGUGGGAUCACAGUUUCAAAUUAUGUCUAUCGAAAACAUUAAUAAUAACAUAUGGUAUAUACACUUAAUAUCAGUUAAUGAGACUGAUACUAAAAUAAAAAAAUUGAAUUACUAUCUAAAAGACGCAAUUGGUGAUGAGCCGACAAUGAAAAAAUUUAUCUAUAUUUUGGAAUUAAUGGGGGAUGUGGCUAUAGUAGAAAGAUAUAAAACAUUCUUACAAAUUGAAAACAGCAAAGCAACUAUAGAAGAGCUGGAAGAAAUGCUAAGAGAUACUGAUAGUCUUAAUAAUAAUACAUGUACAAUAUUAUUUGAUAAAAUAGCUGAAAAAUAUUUUAGAAAUAAUGCAGAACUUGCAUUUGAAAUUAUUCACAAUCUUUUGCCAUUUGGUCAUCCUGAUAUAUUAACAGUAUAUGUAUGGAUCGGAGAUCUGAACAAAAAAAAUGCUAAUUAUCAAGCUACUUUAACUUAUUAUAACAAAGCAAUUGAAUUAGCGCUUUUAUAUUUACCACCAGAUAGUACCUAUGUUGCAAAAAUUUAUGCUUCAAUGGCAUUUGUCUAUGCAAAAUUAGAUGAUAAAGAUCAAGCACUUUCAUUAUUGAAGAAAGCAAUCGAUAUUCCUUUGCUUAGUUCAACAUAUUUAACAAGUUAUUUAAGACCAAAUGAUUUAUUUGAUACUCUUAGACUAACAGAUAAAUUUAAUAUUGACGACGUGUUGGAUUUGAGACAGAAUUAUGAAGCAGCCAUAAAAGCAUAUGAAAAAGCACUGAUCCUGAUGGAACAGGAUGAUAAAUCAUUAUUCAACAACUAUGAUCUCAAAGCACAAAUUUAUUAUUUUAUUGCAAAUCUCUAUUGUAAACAAGAAGACGAAACUCGUGCAUUAAUAAAUUUUCUCGAAGCUAUUGAAAUGUACACUUGUUCACAAAAUUUCAAAGAAAUGGCAGUUUGCUAUAUAAAAAGAGCACAAAUAUUCUAUUCUCUAAACAAUAUUGAAGAAGCUUUAAUAANAAAGAUUAAAUUAAAUUAA